AUGAUCUCAAAAGAAAGUACUUUUACAAUCGGAGGAAAUUAUCCAUUAAUUGAUCGUUCAUUCAAUACAUUAAGUAAUUUACUUGAUGAUCCUUUACCAAAUAAUAAUGAAUAUGAACAACAACAACAACAACAGCGAUCAAUGAUGAUGAUGAAUGGAACAACAAAUUUACCACAAUGGUCAAUGCCACAAAUUAAUUUUGCAUCAACGCCUAUUCUCAAUAUGUGUUCGGAUGAAAAAUUUCUUCAAUUUUUAAUGAGUAAAGAUUUUACGACUCGCUAUGCUGGUGAUGAUGAUCAAUAUGAAGAUAAUCGUUAUGUACAAGAACGACAUCAAAAUAUUGUUCCAACAUCUUUAAUAGAACAAAUGCAAUGUAUCACCAUUGAUAAUGAUGAUAAUCGAUUGAAAUUAGCUGCAGCCAAUGAACGUCGUCAAGCUACUCGUCAUUUUGGUAAAGUCAGUCAAAAUAUGUGUUGGUGUGCACCAUUACCAGUUAAACCGCGGGCUUAUUCGAUAAAUCCUCCUUCACUUUCAAAUAAAAUUUUUCUCGGUGGAAUUCCGCAUGAUCUUAAUGAACGUGAAUUAGCUACUCGUCUUAGUCAGUUUGGCCCUGUUCGUAUCGAAUGGCCGGCUGAAAAUAAUCGUACGCGUCGUCGAACUAAUCAUGGCAAAUCUGGAUAUGCCUAUGCAAUAUUUGAUAAAGAAUCGUCUGUACAUGAAUUACUUUUAGCUAGUUGUCAACAACCACAACGUAAUUCUGAUGGUCGUUGUGAAUAUUAUCUUAAUCUUAACAGUCAACGAUCGGCUUCGAAACGUAAAAGUAUUCAACUAAUACCAUGGUUUACGGAAGAUGCACAAUGGAUGUCGUCGAAUCGACACGAUGCAGCCAUGUGUGAAUUACUCAAAGAUGAUCCAUAUAAGACCACAGUCUUUGUUGGAGCUUUACAUGGUAUGAUGACUGCAUAUGCACUUGCUCGUAUAUUCUCUAAAUUAUUUGGUGAAGUUGAUUUUGCUGCUAUUGAUACUGAUCGUAAUAAAUAUCCAAUUGGUUCUGGCCGUGUUAUUUUUACUAGUAUUCACAGUUAUUUCAGUGCAAUGACGGCUAAUUAUGUAUUUAUUGAUUGUGAACGAUUUUCAAAAGUGAUUCAAUUGGAUCCUUAUUUGGUUGACGCUCAAACCUGUAGUGGUACAAAUGGUCAAUCAUGCACUCAAUUGGGUAAAUACUUCUGUCGAUCACUUGCCUGUUGGAAAUAUUUUUGUGACAAAUGUUGGACAAGAGCACACACGGGUAUUAAUAGUCAGCAACCAUUAACUGAAGCGCUCGCUCAUAAACCACUAAUGCGUAAUGCAAGUGUUUCUUGA
Rotaria socialis is the source of this 1362-nucleotide messenger RNA. Lineage: Eukaryota; Metazoa; Rotifera; Eurotatoria; Philodinida; Philodinidae. The record is from the annotation of a GenBank genome assembly.